This is a messenger RNA of Wallemia mellicola CBS 633.66, 2892 nucleotides long. Its product is annotated as 2-oxoglutarate dehydrogenase complex E1 component mitochondrial precursor. The coding region runs from base 1 to 2892 and encodes 963 amino acids. Gene Ontology annotation, molecular function: thiamine pyrophosphate binding; oxoglutarate dehydrogenase (succinyl-transferring) activity. The transcript has 5 exons. The record is from RefSeq and is a predicted model, not a curated record. NCBI's taxonomy places the organism in Eukaryota, Fungi, Basidiomycota, Wallemiomycetes, Wallemiales, Wallemiaceae. Gene Ontology annotation, cellular component: mitochondrion; oxoglutarate dehydrogenase complex. Gene Ontology annotation, biological process: tricarboxylic acid cycle.
AUGUCUUAUCAAAAAAUCAACUCACAGCUCCAUACAGACCACAGCUCAGUUGACGAGAGCUGGGAUGCUUACUUCAACAGCUUAGAUGGAAAGCCACCAGCCUUACCUUCUGGCGCUGCCGUUGGUGAAAUCAAAGAACCACCAAACCAAGCUUUCGUCAAUACACCACUGGAUGUUCCAAAGACGUGGCGGACCAGUUCCUCAAACAAUCUCACUGAUCAUCUCAAAGUACAGCUUUUAGUUAGAGCUUUCCAAGUCCGUGGUCACAUACUCGCUAAGACAGAUCCUUUGGGUAUUAUUGAACCAGAGAGACAAAAGAACAUCCCAUCAGAGUUGGAACUCACGCACUAUGGUUGGUCUGAACCAGAUUUGGAUACAAAGACUUUCGAUCUAGGUCCAGGUAUUUUGAAGCGUUUUACAGGCACUGGAAAGACUAAAAUGACAUUACGUGAAAUUUACGACACUUGCAAGCAAAUUUACUGUGGUCCAAUCGGCUCUCAAUACGUUCACAUUCCAGAAAAGGCUCAAUGUGAUUGGAUCAGAGAUAGGAUUGAAACCCCACAACCAUGGAACUACACUUUAGAAGAAAAGAGAAUGGUUUUGGAUAGACUCGUUUGGUCUGACUCUUUCGAGCGUUUCAUUGCUACCAAGUUCCCUAACGAGAAGCGUUUCGGUUUGGAAGGUUGCGAGUCACUUAUCCCAGGUAUGAAAGCUCUCAUUGAUCGUUCAGUUGAACAUGGCGUUAAGUCUGCCAUCAUUGGUAUGCCUCACCGUGGCCGUUUGAACGUCCUCGCCAAUGUCAUUCGUAAACCAGGUGAAGCUAUUUUCAAUGAAUUCUCUCCAGUAGCUCCAGCUGACGAUGAUUCUGGUGGUGGUGACGUUAAGUACCACUUGGGUGCAAACUACGUUCGUCCAACCCCUUCAGGAAAGAAGGUUUCUCUUUCAUUGGUUGCUAACCCAUCACACUUGGAAGCUGAGAAUCCAGUUGUUUUGGGUAAGACCCGCGCUUUGCAAUUCUUCGAUGGUGACAAGGAUCGUCUCUCUGCUAUGGGUAUUCUUCUUCACGGUGAUGCAGCCUUUGCUGCUCAAGGUGUUGUAUACGAAACUCUCGGUUUCCACUCAUUGCCUGGAUAUGGUACUGGCGGUACUAUCCAUAUUUGUGUUAACAACCAAAUCGGUUUCACCACUGAUCCAAGAUUAUCACGUUCUACACCUUACCCAACCGAUAUUGCCAAAUUCAUUGACGCACCAAUUUUCCAUGUAAACGCUGAUGAUCCAGAGGCUGUCGUCUUCAUUUGCCAACUCGCUGCAGACUGGCGUGCAAAGUGGAAGAAGGAUGUUGUUAUUGAUUUGGUUGGAUACCGUCGUCAUGGUCACAAUGAAACUGAUCAACCAUCAUUCACUCAACCACGUAUGUACCAAGCUAUUGGCAAGAAGCAAAAUAUUUUGGACCUCUAUGUUGAACGCCUCCAAAAUGAAGGUACAUUUACCAAGCAAGAUACAGAUGAGCACAAGAAGUGGGUCUGGCAAAUGCUCGAAAAGUCGUUCCAAAACUCUAGAGAAUACAAGCCAAGUCCUAAGGAGUGGCUCUCAUCUUCAUGGGAUGGUUUCCCAACACCUUCAGAGCUUUCACAACUAGUUCUUCCAGUAAAUGCAACUGGUGUACGUGAAGAUAAACUUGUUGAAAUUGCUAAAGCACUCGGUAAUGUCCCAGAGGGUUUCACAAUUCACCGUAACUUGAACCGUGUUCUCAAGAACAGAGAAAAAAUGGUUCAAGAUGGUAAAGGCAUUGACUGGUCAACCGCCGAGUCGCUCGCCAUGGGUGCACUUGCUAUGGAAGGUAACCACGUUAGAUUGUCAGGUCAAGAUGUAGAGAGAGGUACUUUCUCCCAACGUCACUCUAUCAUCCAUGAUCAAAAGACUGGUGAGGCAUACAUGCCAUUGAACCACCUUGGUGAAAAGCAAGCUCCGGUUACUAUUGUCAACUCAACACUCUCUGAAUUUGGUGUACUUGGAUUCGAAUUAGGUUACUCUUUGGUUUCACCAGAUUCAUUGACAAUUUGGGAAGCACAAUUCGGUGACUUUGCCAACAACGCUCAAUGUAUGAUUGAUCAAUUCAUUUCAUCAGGUGAAAGAAAAUGGUUACAACGUACUGGGUUGGUUCUUUCACUUCCACACGGUUACGAUGGUCAAGGCCCAGAACAUUCAAGUGGUAGAAUAGAACGUUUCUUACAAUUAUGCGAUGACAACCCAUUGGUAUUCCCAAGCGAAGAGCAACAAAUUAGACAACAUCAAGAUUGUAACAUGCAAGUAGUUUACCCAACUACACCAGCUAACUACUUCCACGUUCUUCGUCGUCAAGUACAUCGUGGAUUCCGUAAACCAUUGAUCUUAUUCUUCGCAAAGAGCUUACUUCGCCAUCCAAUGGCAAGGUCAGAUUUGAGUGAACUCAUAGGUGAUACAAGCUUCCAACGUUACUUGCCAGAUCCACAUCCAGAGCAUUUGGUUGCACCUGAGCAAGUUCGUCGUCAUAUUCUCUGUUCAGGUCAGGUUUACCACACAUUGAUUAAGCAUCGUGAUGAGAAUGACAUUAAGGACGUUGUUAUUUCACGUCUUGAGCAGUUGGCACCAUUCCCUUACGAUAUGCUCAAGCCACACUUGGACAAGUAUCCAAACGCAGAUCUUUACUGGUGUCAAGAGGAACCAGCUAACAAUGGUGCUUGGUCAUACGUCUCACAACGUUUGAUUACCCUCGUGGACAACACUGAAUGCCACAAGGGUAAGAUGCCAAUGUACGCUGGUAGACCACCUUCAUCAUCUGUAGCUACUGGAUCUAAAGCAGCUCACAAGGCUGAAAUUGAAAACUUCUUGCAUGACGUCUUCAAGCAAUGA